This is a messenger RNA of Alosa alosa (allis shad), 1460 nucleotides long. It is a transcript of the gene dlx6a, whose product is annotated as distal-less homeobox 6a. Gene Ontology annotation, biological process: cell differentiation; regulation of transcription by RNA polymerase II; embryo development. Gene Ontology annotation, molecular function: DNA-binding transcription factor activity, RNA polymerase II-specific; RNA polymerase II cis-regulatory region sequence-specific DNA binding. The coding region runs from base 212 to 955 and encodes 247 amino acids. The transcript is spliced from 3 exons. NCBI's taxonomy places the organism in Eukaryota, Metazoa, Chordata, Actinopteri, Clupeiformes, Clupeidae. The record is from RefSeq and is a predicted model, not a curated record.
CAAAUUUAACAGAAUCCACCUUAAAAUCUCUGCCUUUACUCAUGCUCACCUUCCGCCACACUGAGCGAGCAUUAGCCGGAAGAAAAAAAACGAAGAAAACUUGGAGUUAAUAGGGUAAUAUCGCCUUGGAGAGAAGGACACUUCGAGAGAUCCAUUUGGAAUUGAGGGACGAGGAGGGGGGCGACUAAGUGCUCUCAAAGCAGAAAAUUUGAUGAUGACCAUGACUACGAUGGCUGACGGGCUGGAAGCUCAGGACUCGUCCAAGUCUGCUUUCAUGGAGUUUGGUCAACAGUCGCACUCACAACAGAGUUCCCCGUCAAUGGCUGCCAGCCACUAUCCGCUCCACUGUCUUCACUCCGGGUCCCACGCUCAUCACCAACACGAAAACUCGCCGUACUCCGCCACGAAUUCGUACAACAGGUCCAUACCGUACUCGUACGUGAGCCAUGCCCAUCACAGCCCAUACCUUCCGUCGUACCACAGUAACAGCACCGGCGGUCAAACAAGGUUAGAUGCCACAGAACAGCAGAAAACAACAGUGAUCGAAAAUGGAGAAAUCCGAUUCAACGGGAAGGGCAAAAAAAUCCGAAAACCCCGGACCAUUUAUUCCAGCCUUCAACUCCAAGCGUUAAAUCACCGUUUCCAGCAAACACAGUAUCUUGCACUACCGGAGAGGGCUGAGCUGGCAGCUUCGCUUGGUUUAACACAAACGCAGGUAAAAAUCUGGUUUCAGAACAAGAGAUCGAAAUUCAAGAAGCUUUUAAAACAAGGAGGCAACCCGCAUGAGAGUGACCCACUGCCCGGGUCCAUCGCCCUUUCUCCGCGCUCUCCUGCAAUCCCCCCAAUAUGGGACGUCUCAGCCUCGACAAAAGGAGUGAACAUGACGCCCAAUAGCUACAUGCCCGGCUACUCUCCCUGGUACUCGUCACCGCAUCAAGAAUCAAUGCAGAGAUAGGCUGCCAGUAUCGACUAGGCCCAAGGCCUCCCCGAAGAUCUUGUAAUUCUAAUCUACCUGCACAAUGACAUCCUCAAGCCUCAAGAGAAAGACUCCGUUCACCUGAAGGAGUGAUUACAACAUAUACUGAAGGAUGACAGAAGACUGUCCUUUUCGAUAAAGGUCGAGGGGCAAAGGAACUAACCAUUUGCAUCGCUUUUGCAUUUGCUGUUCAGUGGGAUUGCAUCUAAUAUGCUUUAUUUCCUGUCAUAAAGAGACAUUUUCAGAAACCAAAUAUACCACCAAAUACCAUGUUUUUGGAACAGGACUUAAUACAGGUUACACUACGUCAUCAGUCUGAACUGAAAAUGAAUGAACUCAAACUGCUGUCUUUGCGUCACUAAUGGUUGUUUUUUGUAAAAUGCAAAAGAAAGCAAUCUGUGUAUAUAUUGUCUGACUUUUGUUGUACAUAUACUUUUUAUGUUUUGUCUUUCGUAAAUGGAGUAAACCAUGGCUUCAAAUAAUG